Messenger RNA from Triticum dicoccoides, 1705 nucleotides. RefSeq lists its product as uncharacterized. The record is from RefSeq and is a predicted model, not a curated record. Bases 1035 to 1547 code for a protein of 170 amino acids. The transcript is spliced from 3 exons. NCBI's taxonomy places the organism in Eukaryota, Viridiplantae, Streptophyta, Magnoliopsida, Poales, Poaceae.
AAUGCCUUGCCAUUUUCUGAGCAAGCACGAAAUCACUUUGUGAAUUGCUCCUCCUCAUGUCGUGUCACAUCACGGUUCACAACUUCACAUGCCAAGAUGCGGUGCCGGGCAGAUAGAAACGGGCGCGCUCCAGCAGGAGCAGCAGUGCAAUCCUGCCAUCUUACCUGAGCCGCCUGACACGCACCCCCAUUAUUGACACUGACUUUCAAAAUCUGAUUGGGGAUCCUGCGCGAGGCCGAGGCCAGACCCUCCAUCUACACUUCUUUUCAUGCGCCUCUUUCCCUUUCUCUAGCUGCUAGCUUUGCCUUUCCCUUGGCCCCCUUCUGUAUCAUUUCCAUCUCCUUUCUUCCUCCUCUACUCUGCUUUGCUCUACUGCAAAUCAAUCCGCUACAAUGGUCGUAGGGUCAUGUGGUUGAUGUGCAUGGGGAUGAGGAGCCGCUGCUUUGAUUUUGAGGUGCCCGGCCCAAACAUGAUUCUGUGAUUAUUUUUCUGCACCAUUCUCUCUUGCAGCAGCCUUCCCUCUCACCGGUCUCGUGCAUCAUCAGGCUGUUGAAUCUCUGUAGAAGAAGGUGGGCAGCCCCCAAGGCCAAGCCCGCCCACGCUCUUUUUGUUCUCCCACCUUUUCCUUUUGUUCCUCCCCCUCUUGACCACUCCUCCCCUCCCCCCCACCACCAUUGCCCGACUGAGAUCUCCUCCCUUUAAGUAGAUACAGAGAGACGUCCUAUAUCCAAUUCCAAGCUAUAUUGCUCCUCCGUCUUGUAGGGUUCUUGCAUUUUGCACGAGAACUGGACGCAGGCAAACAGGCAGUUGAUGCUUCUUCUCUUCUUGGCUGCUGCAGGGAGGAAGUACCGCUAAAGAACGUGAUGCGAAUUCAGGGGCGUCACAUGCGCAUGGCGAGCAGAUAAGGGAGGGCACGGUGAACUCAGCGCCCGCAUUUCCCCUGCCUAGGCGGUGGAGCUAGCACAACUGAAGAACCGAGCCAAGAUCACGGAGGAGCCGUGCGAGCGAGCAAUCGGUCGUCUAGCUCGAUAGCCAUGAGCAGCUUCGCGGGGCAGCAGUCGAGGCCGUGGAUGGGGGACGCCGCCGCCGCCACCCCGUCGGGCGACGCGAGGGACGACGGCGCCUCCUCCAUGAAGGACAUCGGCUCCUCCACCAACGCCAGCGCCAUCUCCUUCGGCUUCGCCGCCACCGCCAUCCUCAUCGCCAUGUUCCUCCUCAUGGCCAUCUUCGAGCACCUCAUCAAGCCCGGAUGGGCGGCCUCCCGGGGCUCCCGCGACGACGGCGACGGCGACGUCCACGGGCGCCGCGCCCAGCCGCCGCACUCGCACCCCGGCAGGCACCCGCGCGACCACGGCUCGCCGGAGAAGCUCCCGCCUCCGCCCAAGAUGGAGGCCGUGGUGGCGGCGGCGGACCUGACGGUGGUGAUGCCGGGGCAGCGGUACCCGACGUUCCUGGCGCAACCGGCGCCCCUCCUGCUUCCUUGCACGAGAGAAGGCGUGCGUUGGCCGCCGCACCAUGACCACCGCCGCCCCUUUCUGCCGCCAUGACCGUCUUCAGGCGGAUACGUGCGUGUCUGUCGUGUUUGCCCGUGAUCUGUAUAGAGCUAGAGCGAGUGUAUGGUGAGAAACGCCGGAGUUGCUGGUAUGUGCGCGAAGGAAAAUGCUGGACUGAUGGUAGUAGAUGAGCAGCGUUCAGUUCAUGUCUA